AUGAGUUCUUUUCGUCGCCAACAGUCGGAUGAUAUAAGAGUAGUCGUUGGGAUUGAUUUUGGGACAACAAACAGCGGUUUCGCUUAUGCACAUAAGAUUUCUCGAGAAAUUGAGACGAAUACGCAAUGGCCCGGGAAAGAACCUUCCUUCAAAACAGAUACUGUAUUGUUAUAUAAUAGUGAUUGUACCGAAGUAUUAAAUUGGGGUGCACCCGCAUUCAAAUUAUUUCUCGAUGAUAAUGCAUCAAAUAAAUCAAACAGGCUAUGUUUACCACGAGGUUUAGAUUAUAGAAAGGCUAUUUGUGAUUAUUUAAUUAAAAUGAAAGGAGUCAUAAAAGAAACACUUGAUAAGCGUUGGCCAGGCCUUAAAUUAUCACAAGUACAAUUUGUUUUAUGUGUGCCUGCGGAAUGGGGACCACAUACUAAAGCCAUAAUGCGCGACUGCGCAUACAGAGCUGGAUUAUUAGACGAAUCCAUCGAAUCACACUUAGAGUUUACGACAGAACCGGAAGCGGCAGCGAUUCACUGCUUAUCAGUUAUUAAGGAACACAAAUUAAAGGAAGGAGAUACAUUUCUCGUCGUUGAUUGCGGUGGUGGAACA
Racocetra persica is the source of this 600-nucleotide messenger RNA. Lineage: Eukaryota; Fungi; Glomeromycota; Glomeromycetes; Diversisporales; Gigasporaceae. The record is from the annotation of a GenBank genome assembly.